Molecule: messenger RNA, 1059 nt
Organism: Sphaerodactylus townsendi
Lineage: Eukaryota; Metazoa; Chordata; Lepidosauria; Squamata; Sphaerodactylidae
Gene: ATP5PD
Product: ATP synthase peripheral stalk subunit d
Exons: 6
Coding region: 396-986 (196 amino acids)
Biological process (GO): proton motive force-driven ATP synthesis
Molecular function (GO): proton transmembrane transporter activity
Source: RefSeq, a predicted model, not a curated record
AAUGGACCUCAGAGGAAGCCGAUAUAGGCAGAUGAUUUUUAAAGUAAAUGUCUGAAGUAGACGGGAAGUAUAAUUUUGGAAAUAAGAGACAAAAAAUCAAUAUGUUCGUAGAACACCGGAAGAAAUCGGAGCAUAGAGUCCUGAACUUGACUGGCAAGAGAGAACUUCCGGUAAAAACUGAAAAUCUUCCAUAGCCCCCGAGUUUCUGUGCGUUCACAGUGGUGCCGCUCUAGGCUUAGGCAUCUCUAUAAUUGAUGCGUUUGGCCUGCUUACUAAUAGCGUAAAAAUCGUUUGGAUCUAAUCCUGAAACGCUGAUAAGGUGUGGAAGGCGCGAUUGUAUUUCGGUUCUAUGAUAGCCAUGUCUUUUUUAUAGAGUGUGGGUUUGUUUUACGUUUAUGGUUUUGUGGAGGAGUGCUUCCGGGAACCUUUGUUCUGAUUGGUCACUCUCUUGGACCUUUCCGGAAGAGGCAAGGAGUAAAGGAUUGUUGAAGAUUGCAGCAAUGGCUGGUCGAAGAGCUACUUUGAAAGCAAUAGAUUGGAUGGCAUUUGCUGAACGAGUGCCUCCCAAUCAGAAACCUAUGUUCAAUGCCCUGAAAACACGCAGUGAUGCACUUUCAGCCAAGCUUACUACUUUGCCAGAAUCUCCUCCAGCCAUAGACUGGGCUUUUUACAAAACUGCAAUAGCCAGACCUGGCAUGGUGGAUGAAUUUGAGCAGAAGUAUAAGGCAGUCAAGGUUCCUGAGCCUGUGGAUAAUCAGACAGCUAAAAUCGAAGCCCAAGAACAAGAGGCUAACAAGAGUGCUGCUUCCUAUACAGAAGCCUCAAAAGCUCGUAUUGUGCAGUAUGAAAAGGAGCUCCGUAAGUUAAAAAGCAUGAUUCCUUUUGACCAGAUGACAUUUGAGGAUUACAAUGAGGCAUUUCCUGAAACUAAACUGGAUAAAGAAAAAUAUCCAUAUUGGCCACACAGACCCAUUGCGGACUUGUGAAACCUUUGUGUCUGGAAGCACUCUGUGAUGAUGGUCAGAUAUAGAAUCUGUUAAAUAAAAUAAUUGUAUUGGA